GCUUCAGUCUUCACUUCCUGGUGUUUUCAAACUGGAUGUCAGAAGCGGCUGCCGAGUGGUUUGUCAAACCGGUCCAAAGUUGUCAAAACACGGGAGGAGGAUGAACUCAAAGACGAGGAUACUACAGCCGUGUGAAGUCUGUACGCUGUGUGAACCUCGUGUGACAAAAUGAUAAAGAGACGCUAUGCUUUCAGCGGCUAACGGAACGCUGCUGUAACAGAGACGGGCCAGCCGCUCCGCUAGCUGCUGCUGCUAGCCACUUAGCAUCGUUAGGUAGCAUCGAGUGUCAGUUUUUAACGAGUCAAGUUGGGACUUCAGAUACGACUUAAGAGGACUACUUGUGGGUGUCCAGAAGAAGACAAUAUGGAGAACAAGGACAAAGUACAGAUGAGGAACCAUCCUCGCAGACAGCUGAAGAAGCUGAGCGAGGACAGCCUCACCAAGCAGCCGGAGGAAGUCUUCGAUGUGCUGGAGAAGCUGGGCGAAGGGUCGUACGGCUGUGUGUUUAAAGCCCAUUAUAAAGAGACGGGCGAGAUCGUCGCCAUCAAACAAGUUCCUGUGGAAUCGGAUCUUCAGGAGAUCAUCAAGGAAAUCUCCAUCAUGCAGCAGUGUAACAGUCCUCACGUUGUGCGCUACUACGGAAGCUACUUCAAAAACAGUGACCUGUGGAUCGUUAUGGAAUACUGUGGAGCCGGAUCAGUUUCUGAUAUCAUCCGACUACGCAACAAGACGAUAACAGAAGAGGAGAUCGCCACCAUCCUGCAGUCCACUCUGAAGGGUCUGGAGUAUCUUCACUUUAUGAGGAAAAUCCACAGAGACAUUAAAGCAGGAAACAUCCUGCUGAACUCGGAGGGCCAGGCCAAACUGGCCGACUUUGGAGUUGCUGGACAACUCACAGACACCAUGGCGAAGAGAAACACGGUCAUCGGCACGCCCUUCUGGAUGGCUCCAGAGGUCAUACAGGAGAUCGGGUACAACUGCGUGGCUGACAUCUGGUCUCUGGGAAUAACGGCCAUCGAGAUGGCCGAGGGGAAGCCGCCCUACGCCGACAUACAUCCCAUGAGGGCCAUCUUCAUGAUUCCAACCAACCCUCCGCCAACGUUAAAGAACCCGGACCUGUGGUCUCCGUCGUUUCGAGACUUUGUCAGCCAGUGUUUGGUGAAAAACCCAGAAAAUAGGGCGACUGCCACGCAGCUGCUACAGCAUCCGUUCAUCAAGUCGGCCAAGCCCAACUCCGUCCUCCGAGCGAUGAUCACAGACGCCAUGGAGAUCAAACUGAAGAGCCAGGAGGAGGAACAGAGAGAGCAGGACGCAGAAGAUGAUGACAACUCGGAUGAGGAUGAGGUGGACCAGGGGACGAUGGUGCGGGCGGGAGCUGGGGACUCAGGAACCAUCAGGGCCGCCGGCUCGUUAGCCGGUUCGCUCAGCAGCACGGCUCGGACGAUGAUCUCACACGAGGACACGGGAACCAUGCAGUCGCAGCUCGGCACCAUGGUCAUCAACUCGGAGGACGAGGACGAGGAAGAAGCUGGAACUAUGAAAAGGAGAGACGAGACGAUGCAGCCGGCCAAGCCGUCCUUCCUCGAGUACUUUGAGCAGAAAGAGAAGGAGGCCAACAGUCACAAUGACGGAGGAGGACAAAACAACGCGGACAACCGCAAACUGCCUGCUGAAGGAGACUUUGAAGUGGUGAGCUCGUGGUCUGUGGAGGAGCUGCGGCUGCGUCUGGAGUCCCUGGACCCCCAGAUGGAGCAGGAGAUCGAGGAGAUCCGCCAGCGCUACCAGACCAAGAGGCAGCCCAUCCUCGACGCCAUCGAAGCCAAAAAACGCCGGCAGCAGAACUUCUGAGA
This is a messenger RNA of Etheostoma cragini (Arkansas darter), 1850 nucleotides long. RefSeq names its product serine/threonine-protein kinase 4-like. Gene Ontology annotation, cellular component: cytoplasm. NCBI's taxonomy places the organism in Eukaryota, Metazoa, Chordata, Actinopteri, Perciformes, Percidae. The record is from RefSeq and is a predicted model, not a curated record. The coding region runs from base 364 to 1848 and encodes 494 amino acids. The transcript is spliced from 11 exons. Gene Ontology annotation, molecular function: ATP binding; protein serine/threonine kinase activity. Gene Ontology annotation, biological process: protein phosphorylation; regulation of MAPK cascade; intracellular signal transduction.